UCUCUCCUCCACUUUUGUUGAAGUGUUCCUUCUUUUGGCUGGCUGUUUCUUGAGAGUUUUACCAAAAGAAGAAAAGAGAUGAGGUUUUUGGGUCCUCCUUUGGCUCUCUUUCAAUCAUUCAUUUCUGUAUUUAUAUACAUUUUCUAGGGUUUCAAAACAGUAGUUGAACAUCAUCAGUCUUCUUCCCCUAUUUUCCUUUGAAAAUCUUUCUAGGGUUUCUGACUUGUAUUUUCCUACCCACCAAGAAAAAUCUUCCCCAUCAAUCUUUCUCCUGAGAUCUCCAUCUUACCAGAUCUGCAAAACCCAAAAAAAGGUUUUCCUUUUUUGGGCUGAGAUUAACCUUAUUCUCCUAAUCUCCCUUUCUAUUUUUGGAAACUCUUUCUGGGUCUUUAUUUUAAAGUUUUUUCUCACCUUGGUUUUUAUUUUCUUGGGAAUUUUCUUUCAUUUUCUUGAAAGAAUGGUGAGAGGGAAAACUCAGAUGAAAAGGAUAGAAAAUGCAACAAGUAGGCAAGUUACUUUCUCUAAGCGCAGAAGUGGGCUUCUCAAGAAGGCCUUUGAGUUAUCAGUUCUAUGUGAUGCUGAAGUUGCACUUAUCAUCUUCUCUCCAAAAGGGAAGCUCUAUGAAUUCUCAAAUUCCAGACGCCUCAGUAUUAACAAGACAAUAGACCGGUAUCAGAAAAAUGCAAAGGACCUAGGAAGUAGCAAUAACGCAGCUCAAGAAAAUUUGCAGCAUUUGAAGGAAGAAGCUGUUUCCUUGUCAGAGAAGAUUGAACUUCUUCAAGUCUCUAAACGAAAGCUCUUGGGAGAUGGUCUGGAAUCAAGCUGUAUCGAUGAACUACAACAAGUACAAGACCAGAUUGAGCAAAGUUUAAGCAAGAUUAGGGCAAGAAAGACUCAGGUAUUUAAAGAGAAGAUUGAACAACUGAAAGAAGAGGAGAGGAUCCUAACAGAAGAAAAUGCAAAAUUACGAGAAAAGUUGAAGUGUGAUCAGAUGGAAUUGCCAUGUUUGGCGUUUGCACAAGAAGUUCCAACCCAGAGAGAAAUUUCAGAUGUGGAGACAGAAUUGUUCAUUGGACCACCAGACGAACAACGAACUACCCGUUGGCUGAUACAAUCUUCAACUGCCAUUAAUGGAAUGCGAUUGCGAUACAAGAAACCAGAAUCAUUUCCAGGCUUUGAGUGUUGAAUUUGAUCUGCUCCUCAUAAAAUAAUUAUGAAGCCAGACUGGCCUAAUAACUGAAGGAAUUGUACAAUAUUAUAGAAACUCAAUGGUUGGUUUGUUUAGUCUUAUAUAUAUUAUAUUUGUGAGGGAAGAGUGUUGUAUAUCAUAGGAAAUUGAAAUUGUAAUUUGUGUGUUUUUUUUUUAUUUUAAUUAUUUUUCAACUUGUUAUGUGGAACUAAUCCAAUUACUAUUCUUCGCUUUUUCUUUCUUAGAAUUAUGGAAGAAACAAGAAUGAUUGUAUUAUUACUGAUAUCUUACUAAAAUCAAAUUAUUAUUUUUAGUCAUUAA
This is a messenger RNA of Camellia sinensis, 1510 nucleotides long. RefSeq names its product MADS-box protein SOC1. Gene Ontology annotation, cellular component: nucleus. Gene Ontology annotation, biological process: positive regulation of transcription by RNA polymerase II. Gene Ontology annotation, molecular function: protein dimerization activity; DNA-binding transcription factor activity; RNA polymerase II transcription regulatory region sequence-specific DNA binding. The record is from RefSeq and is a predicted model, not a curated record. NCBI's taxonomy places the organism in Eukaryota, Viridiplantae, Streptophyta, Magnoliopsida, Ericales, Theaceae.